AUGGUUAACAAUCAUUCUAAACAUUCACGACGAUUCAAAUACAAUCGAAAGCAAUAUUUAUAUGAUGAGAAUGAAAAUAGUGAUAAAUAUUUAUCACUUGAUAUGUUAACAACAAUAUCAACAAUGACAAAAUCUAAAAGCAACACCGAAAUACUUGUUGGUAUUCAACAAAAAUCUUCAACAAUCAUCGAUUGGCUUCCAAUUUUAUCUAUAAUCUUAGCUGUUAUUAUUUGUCUCAUUGCUUUCAUUGUUUUAUGUAAACAACAAAUAGAUCAUCGUCAUUAUAUUUAUUCUCAAAUAAGACAACGACGACGAUCAGAUAAUCGAAAUAAAAAUAAUAAUCAAAUGUCUUUGGAUGAAAUUGAUGUCGCUGAAUGUAUCGAUAGUGAUAUGGAAUUUAUACCAGGACUUAAUAUAUUAUUGGCUAAAGGUGAUAUAAUACUUGAUGAUAAUGAUGCUGAAAUGCUUAAUUCAAUGAGUACAUUUGAUCGUCUUCAAUAUUUUCAAACACUUCUUAAUCAUGUUAAAUAA
This is a messenger RNA of Adineta steineri, 531 nucleotides long. Lineage: Eukaryota; Metazoa; Rotifera; Eurotatoria; Adinetida; Adinetidae. The record is from the annotation of a GenBank genome assembly.